Aphanomyces astaci is the source of this 783-nucleotide messenger RNA. RefSeq lists its product as hypothetical. The coding region runs from base 1 to 783 and encodes 260 amino acids. The transcript has a single exon. Lineage: Eukaryota; Oomycota; Saprolegniomycetes; Saprolegniales; Verrucalvaceae. The record is from RefSeq and is a predicted model, not a curated record.
AUGUCCCAAGCAGACAAGCGACGCAACUGGUCCUAUGACGAAGACAUCAUGUUGCUGAUUCAAGUCGCCAACGACAAACCAUUCACUGCCGAGAAAGGCCAGGUGAUAAAGGUCUGGCAGACUCUGGCCAAAACGCUAAUGGAGAGUGAGCAGUUCACCCGCGUGGUAGAUGCACGCAAACUGUUGAAUCGCUUCACGAUUCUCGUGGAUGAGCAUCGACGGUUUGAUGUUGCUUCGGCCAAGCUUUUUGGUUCCGAUCAAGAAGAGCAGGACAAGCACAUGCUGUUUGAUGACGAAGUGUGCCUCCUCGAUGACAUCAAGACUACUGCUACAACUGAUAAGUCCAAAGCCAUUGCCGACAAGUCCAAUGCCGCGGCAGACAAGGACAAAAUUGAACAAGACGGAUUGCUUAUUCGUGAAUUGGCCAUGCAAACCAUGAAGCGCAGUACGGACAAGCCCCCCGACGGCGAAAGCUCAAAGAAGAAACCUGCUGUUGAGAGCCGCCGCACAAGUUUGGCGUCAGCGAUGGAAAUCGAAAGCGAACGUGAGCGGGCGACGCGUGAAAAGGAGUUAGAAUUUCAGCGGUUCAAAUUUGAAUCCGACUUAAAACAGCAUGAAAUGGACCGUGACGAACGCCGAGCCGAACGCGAGCACCAAUUGGCUAUAGCACGCAUCGAGAGAGAAAAGAUGUCAUACCUGCUGAAAGCGGUACUUGAAGGUCGCAAGCAAUUGAAUUUGUUAUAUUCAAUUGAUCUAUAUUACAUGGAUCUCAUCUUGUGUUAA